CCUAUCCAACACUUCUCCCUCCUGCUCCCGCAACAGUCUCUCUCUUUUUUUUUUGUAGCCAAAGUAGCUCAGUGAACGAUCCACCGCAGAGCCUGGGACAGACUGAGUGAAGAGGGAGUGAAGAGGGAUUUGUGGGAUGGGCAUGGGGGCUUAAGGGGUAAAAAUGCAGAUGAGUGAGGGAGAGUGAGAGAAGGGGAGAAAAGGGCAGAAAGAGGGGGAGAGAGACAGAAUCCCAAAUCCAGCAAGCCUCUCUGCUGUGGGGUCUCUUGGCUACUGACGUGUGCGCACGACUCGCAUGGCACUAUGAGUUCGUGCAGCAGCCGUGCGUUGACUAUCCUGUCCACAGUGUUUGGAGCCUGUGGGCUGCUGCUGGUGGGGGUGGCGGUGUCCACAGACUACUGGCUCAUAAUGGUGGAGGGCAUCAUCCUGCAGCAGAACCACAGCAUGGAGGUGAAGAUGGCCCUGCACUCGGGCCUUUGGAGGGUCUGCUUUGUGGCAGGAGCAGAGAACGGGAGAUGUGUUGCAUCAGAGUACUUCACUGAACCUGAUAUAGAGAUCACCACUGAAAACACAGCAAAUAUCCUGAAGAUGGUUCGGACGGCCACGCCUUUCCCAAUGGUGUCGCUGCUCUUCGUCUUCACCGCCUUUGUCAUCAGCAACAUCGGACACAUCCGGCCUCAGCGCACCAUCCUGGCCUUUGUGUCAGGCAUCUUCUUCAUCCUCUCAGGCCUCAGUCUGGUGGUGGGCCUUGUGCUCUACAUCUCCAGUAUUAAUGAUGAGGUGAUGAACCGGCCCAGGGAGCCCGAGCAGUUCUUCAAUUACUACUACGGCUGGUCGUUCGCCUUUGCUGCCUCUUCCUUCUUACUCAAAGAGGGGGCUGGGGUGUUGUCAGUCUAUCUGUUCAUGAAGCGCUAUGCAGAGGAAGAGAUGUACCGGCCCCACCCCGCCAUCUACCGCCCCCGCCUGUCUGAGAGCAGCGACUAUAGCGGUCAGUACCUCCACCCAGAGUCCUCUUGGCCUCCGCCGAAGAGAGGCCGCAGCACCUCUGAGGCCUCCAGUGACAUCUCCAUCCAGCUUAAUCAGACCCCCCCGGCCCCGCCAAAGAGCAGUCUCCAAGUAGGUGGCCCGGGGAGCCCACCCUCUGUUUCCUCUUCUGCAGGGAGCUACCAGAUGCAAGCGCAGUCUAUGGGCUACCCCCCCACACACACCCUGCCCAGGUCACACUCCUCACACCCGCAGGGCCAAGCUCUUCCCAUGGCCAUGCCUCCAUCACCCUUACCACCCCCGCACUAUCACACACACAUGCACAUGGGUGCCUCCCCCUGUUAAGAACAGGAAGCUCCAGCAAAGGGGAAGGAGAGACACUGACUCCUCAUGAUCAUCUGUACUGUACAUUUAGACGUGGAUGCGAGUGAUGCUGAACUUGGAUUACAUGACACUUCAGAGAUGAGGUGCAGGAAGAUGUGAGGCAGCUCCAAAGGACCAUCACUGCUUCGGAGAAUGAUUUGGAAGAUUCUACAGAUACUGUGAUGCACUGAAAAUAAGGUUGAGGCAGGGGACACGGAAAUGAGUCAUAACACCUUUUCAGAAAAGCAGAGACAUGUUUCCUGGGAAGAGAGUUAAGGUUUGGUGGAGAAACAAAAGAGAUAAGAGGGAGGGAGAGAAAAGCAGGGGGGGGGGCAGGAGGCUGCGGUAUAAUACAGAGACCCUGCAGUGCUGCAGGAGAUUUGUAUGCACUUGGAAAUGUUCAAUGCGAAACGCUGAUUUUAAAUGACUGUGAAAACCCAUAGUUUUUUUACACACUAAUACACACUCUAAUAUGAACUAUUCACGUUUUUAAUGGGUGUGUGGUUGAAUAUAUUCUUCUCUGAAUUUAUUACAUCAACAAUCCAGUUUAGAAGCUCACAUGAUCAAAAUAGUGUCAUCAUAGUUAUUUUGAAAAUUACUACUUACCAGUAAACUAACUUAUGAACUGUGAAGAAUUGUACAGUUUAUUAAUAUUGUCCAUGUUUUUAAACAGAAGAAAAAGAGAGGGAAGUGGAUGACACCACAAAAAUAUCAUGAUGAGAAGUUAUGUAUUUGUUAAAGAUGCAAAUUUCCAACUUCAAAGGACCUUUGUUGUAAAUGUUGAAUGGAGCUUUGCAGCAAAUCACAUCAAGAAAAUGCCUGACUCAUCCUGCUUGGAAUGAGGAGACCGCAACAGGCGCAUCGCAACCCACAACACGCUCACUGGAUGCAGAGCAUGCUAUUUGAAUGAGGAACCCCCCCCCCACUAUAGCUGUGGGAAUCCAAUGCCCUCUACUGGCCGCCGUCCUGCACUGACUGGAGCAGCUUUGGGAAUGGCUGACUAUAAUUUAAGCACUGGUGACUGCAUCCAGAGCUGCAAAAUUAUAGUGAAGUAAAGGAAUGUCACUGGGGAUUUUCCUCGGUUGACUGGACUGCAUACCAAACAGGAUCAAAAGAUCAACUUUAUAGCUGAGUUAGGGAUAUUUAAAAAAAGCUAUGUAGCUGUUCAUAUAUCUUUAAGACUUGCGUAAUGAAAGUACUUGUAACACUUGCACUUCAUGCUUAAUCAACAUCUCCACUGUUUGACACUUAUUCUGUAACUUAUUCCAUUUAUUUAUUGUCUUUUUUAUUCGAUUCCAACAUAUUGAAAGGAAAUCCCCCUGUAAAUCAUGAUUAGGGGUUCCUUGGCUGGGAAAGGUGGCUUUGCUGGGGGUAAUGGGUGCGUACUGAUAUGUUACACAUUUUUAAGAUUCGGUAAGGUUUGAUAUCCAGCCAACCCAGCUUAAAUUGUUUGAAGCAGCAAAUGUCGGUUAGACAUGUUAACAGUGUGUUGUGCAGAAACUCCUAACUAAUUUAUUCCACGGCUCGAUUUUCCACUGCGCAUCCUUAUCAAAUAAUAAUUAUUUAAUGUUUGUUCAAUUUUUUCAAUUAUUGUAAAAAGCCUUUGUUGAUUAUUCCCAUCCAUUCUGUUGUUCAUGAAAAGUCACCUUUCUAAAUCAGCUUAAAGCAGUUUUCAAUCAUAUCACAAGAAUAAAGUUGAUAUAUUUUAGAAGAUUAAACUACAGUUUAGCUUAUAUUUAAGGAGCAAUUUCUUUUACUGUUUUCUGUCAAUAGGCUUAGUAGUUAGUAGCCUUUCUGUGUAACUUCUCUGAAAAAGAAUUCCCACUGAUACUAAUUUUGUUUUGAAUACAUUUUAACCAGACUGUGGUAUGUAGUAGACUAUAUUCCUAAUGUUGUAGAGCUUAAUCUUCAGAUAAAGAUUUUUUAGAUACCACAUAGUAUCACAAAAUACAAUGGGAUCGAGAACAAGUACACAUACAAAUAGACACAUUUUUCCUUAGAAUAUCUAUACUUACAGUUUUGUGUGAGGCACGCCAUUAGUGGUACAUCAGCAUGAUUUAUCACUCUUAAGGGAAUGAAAUCACUGUGUUGUGUACUGGCUGGUUUGAAUUAUCACUGUGAUGCUGCAGAGAGGGAAGCACAUUUUUGGUGGAGGGAUGAUAAUCAUAUGGCUUCACAGGAGAGAGUGUACACUGGGCCUGCUGCUAUAUCACUGAAUUUUGAUCUAUAUGCAGUCUGAAAACACUUCCUACCCAGAUGUUUGGUGUUUUGUUUUUGCAGUAAACUGAGCUGAAGCCCACUGCAUCCGCAGUCUGCUGCCAUUAAUUCUGCUGUUAGUUAAGGGUCAAGUGCCUUCCUCACGGGCACUUCGGCAGGAGCUGUUGAAAAAGAUCAAAGCGUUUGUCCAUCCGGCAGGCAUCUGCACGUUUUAUUUAAGGUCUUUGGAUUACUCUAUAAUCCAUCAUUACCUGUAAACCGCUUCCUCUGCAUAUAGGCUCAUUUUUUUUAGGUCCAGAACCGUUCAAUGUUUUUUCAGUGCCUCUGAAAAUAUAGCUUUUUAAAACAAAUCUUUAUCCUAAUUUAUUUUCCUCCUUCUUUCCCCAUAUCCUUUACCUUUGCCUCUCCGUAAAAGGGUGCAGCUGUGCUUGCUUCUGCAUGAAACCUAUCUCCUUUCUUAGGACCUUUUUUGUAACAACCAAAAAAUGCUCAAAUAAAUUCUUUUCAAUGCACCAUUGAGACUGCUGCUGUCUGAUAUGGAAAUACUCAUAUUUCAGUAGAAAUUGUGAAAAGAUCACUGUUCAGAAAGUUUAAGACACUUUAUAUUAAUAAAACUUUC
Molecule: messenger RNA, 4183 nt
Organism: Menidia menidia (Atlantic silverside)
Lineage: Eukaryota; Metazoa; Chordata; Actinopteri; Atheriniformes; Atherinopsidae
Source: the annotation of a GenBank genome assembly